AUGACAAAUGUGGAAAUAAGGUCGGCUCUUAAAAUAUUGACUCAUGCUAUAACGACUCAAGUCACUAGGGAUGCUAGAGGUCGUGUGAAUCCUAAUGCAAGUACAACCUCUUCAAGAAUUAGGGAUUUCACAAAAAUGAAUCCCCCUACAUUCUAUGGCUCUAAAGUGGAUGAAGACCCACAAGGUUUUAUAGAAGAAGUGUUUAAGGUGGUUGAUGCUUUGGGGGUGUCGUCUCAAGAGAAGGCGGAACUAGCCGUCUACCAAUUAAAAGACAUAGCUCAAGUAUGGUAUGAGCAAUGGAAGGAAGAGAGACCCGGUAAAUUUGAGGUUCAAGGUAAACCAAGGUUUAAGAGAAGGUUCUCCAACAAAGUCUCUUCCAGUGAUCCAAAAGUUAACAAAGAUAGGGUGUCUAUCCCUAAGACACAAGCAGGUAAUGGUGGUGGUUCUUAUGUUGAUAGGCCAAAUUGUGCAAAAUAUGGUAAGAAGCAUGGUGGUAAGUGCCUACUUGGCACGGAUGGUUGCUAUAGUUGUGGGAAGAGCGGUCAUAUAAUGAGAGAUUGUCCCAUGUUAAAGGUUCAAAGGAGAGAGGGCAAGCAAGUCCCUCCAAGUGGCUCAAAUUUCGAUGGUCCCAAGAAGAAUCGCUUAUAUGAUCUUCAAUCCCAAGGUAACCUCCCCGGAUGUGGUAACGGGUAUGUUGCAAGUCUUUUCCAUUGA
Messenger RNA from Solanum stenotomum, 714 nucleotides. RefSeq lists its product as uncharacterized. Gene Ontology annotation, molecular function: nucleic acid binding; zinc ion binding. The coding region runs from base 1 to 714 and encodes 237 amino acids. The record is from RefSeq and is a predicted model, not a curated record. The transcript has 2 exons. NCBI's taxonomy places the organism in Eukaryota, Viridiplantae, Streptophyta, Magnoliopsida, Solanales, Solanaceae.